Nematocida minor is the source of this 852-nucleotide messenger RNA. RefSeq lists its product as uncharacterized. Gene Ontology annotation, biological process: negative regulation of transcription by RNA polymerase II; positive regulation of transcription by RNA polymerase II. Bases 1 to 852 code for a protein of 283 amino acids. The record is from RefSeq and is a predicted model, not a curated record. Lineage: Eukaryota; Fungi; Microsporidia. The transcript has a single exon. Gene Ontology annotation, molecular function: DNA-binding transcription factor activity, RNA polymerase II-specific; zinc ion binding; RNA polymerase II cis-regulatory region sequence-specific DNA binding.
AUGACGGAGAGAACAGGACGAGAAACAGAUAAUCAAAUGAACAGUAUCAAUGAAUAUUCUGAAGAGAUAAAUGAUGGCCAGGAGGCAGCGGACUAUUCAAUAGAUGAUUACACAAAUAGCACUAUCUACAGCAAGAACUACAGCCACCCGCACAGCACAGAGUACGCCUUCUCCAAUGAAUACAGCAGACAGAGCGAUCUAUGGACUGAGCCCCCAGAGAGAUACGAGGAGUACGAACAUUCUAACCCAGCGAGCGCCCAGUGGCAGUGGGACGAGAGACACGAAGAGCACAUGCACCAGUGGCCAAAAAAAGAGAAGAAAGGAAAAAAAGAAGAGCAGAGCGCAAGAAAAAAAAGCAAAUUUCGAGUGUGCACUAACUGCGGAACAACCACCACGCCUGCCUGGCGCAGAAGCACGAGCAAUAAGAUACUCCUGUGCAACGCCUGCGGGCUGUACCAGAGGCUCCACGGAAGCGACAGACCAUUCAGCGUAACACCAGAGGGAAAAACAAAAGCCAUUAAGAAUAAUAUUGAGAAGGGAGUGUGCAGGGGAUGCGGCGUGUCCCAGACACCGCUGUGGAAGAGAGGACACAAUAACGAAUGGCUGUGCAGCUCGUGUGGCUUGCUGUAUACAAAGAGAAGCAGAGGAGAAGAGUACAGACAGGAGUGGCCAGAGUAUGCGCAGGACACAGCGUGGAAGUACAACAGCGAAUACCAGGAGUACUCUGACUGGCCAAAGGAGAGAGAGAGCAGUGUACAAUACGCAUACGAUGAAAAGGAUUCAGAAGAGAGCUACUUUGGCAAUGACAGGUUUAGAGAAUAUUCAGGAUACUACAGUCAGGAGAAACAAUAA